Messenger RNA from Xiphophorus hellerii (green swordtail), 1924 nucleotides. RefSeq names its product 15-hydroxyprostaglandin dehydrogenase (gene hpgd). Gene Ontology annotation, cellular component: cytoplasm. The record is from RefSeq and is a predicted model, not a curated record. Bases 87 to 890 code for a protein of 267 amino acids. The transcript has 7 exons. Lineage: Eukaryota; Metazoa; Chordata; Actinopteri; Cyprinodontiformes; Poeciliidae. Gene Ontology annotation, molecular function: oxidoreductase activity, acting on the CH-OH group of donors, NAD or NADP as acceptor.
AAAAGGAGGAGGAGAAAAGCAGCGAGCGCAGCGGAGGGCGCUCAGACCCGCAGCGGGAGGACGGCAGCGCGACGCCGGUGUCGAUCAUGUCUCUGGCCGGGAAAGUGGCUCUGGUGACCGGAGGAGCUCAGGGCAUCGGAAGGGCAGCGGUCCAGUCUCUGCUGAAGAGCUCGGCCAAGGUUCGGUUCUGCUCCAAGGUGGCCGUGGUGGACCUGAACAAGACGGUGGGGGAGCAGUGCCAGGCCCAGCUGGACGCCGAGUUUGGGGAAGGAAGGAGCGUGUUCAUCCAGUGUGACGUCACCCACGGCGACGCUCUGAGAGACGCCUUCCAGAGGACGGUGGACCAGUUCGGACGCCUGGACAUCGUCAUCAACAACGCCGGCAUCAACAACGAGAAGAACUGGGAGAAAACCAUCCAGGUCAACCUGACCUCAGUGAUAAAGGGAACCUACUUGGCCCUGGAGCACAUGAGCAAAGAGUACGGCAAGCAAGGAGGCACCAUCAUCAACGUGUCCUCCAUGGCAGCCUUCCUCCACUCCCCCCACCAGCCCGUCUACACGGCCACCAAACACGGAGUGAUCGGCUUCACCCGAGCGAUGGCGGACGCCGCCGCCCAGGACGACUACGGCGUCCGCAUCAACGUCCUGUGUCCCGCCUUCGUCGACACGCCGCUGCUGCACACCGUGGAGGAGGAGGACAACAUGGGGAAGUUCGUCAAGUUCAAGGACGACUUCAAGCAGAGCAUGAACAAGUUUGGGGUUCUACAGCCGUCGCUCAUCGCUGAAGGGAUGAUGAGGCUCAUUUCGGACCCGAGCCUGAACGGCGCCGUGAUGAAGAUCACCUGCGCCAAGGGAAUCCACUUCCACACGUACGAACCCAUGUCUGCCUGACCUCCGACCCGCAGGAACCGCGACCCGUUCAGAGGUUCUGGAAGCUAAACUGGAACCGGUUCCUCGUAGAACCUCGACUCUUUUGGUUGUUUUAGAGAAAUGCUGAAGAUGAUUCUGUUCUGCUUCCUGUUUGGACUCAGCAAAGCAGAACCGCUUCCUGUGGGAACCAAAAGUCCGGAAUCAGCUGAUUUGACCAGAACCAGAACCGCCUGCUGAUGAGAAGGAAACGGUUCUGACCUGGUUCAGUCAUGGACAACCAAACAGCUCCUAACUCUGAUUGGUACCAGGUUCUGUUGGUACCAGGUUCUGAGGUAAGAAGCUGGUACCAACAGAACCUGGUACCAACCUCAGGGUUUCUCCCAGUUUGUGUUCACCAGUUGUGUUCUGGUCCAAAUCUUUGCUUCGGUUCAUCGCGGUUCUGCUCAGCUCUCUGAAGGUCCCACAACGUUUUCAUCAGGUGAAGGCCUGGACUUUGACUAGGCCACUGCAGCACUUUGAUUCUCUUCUUCUUCUGCUGUAGAUCUGCUGCUGUUCUGUUCGGUUCUGUUCUGACCCAGUUCAGACCGAGCUUCACUUUUUACUCCAGAAUAGGUUUGGUUCUGUUGUACUUCACUCAUUUCUGUCUCUGUGCUCCACCAGGUCCGGUAACCGGGUCCAGAACCCGACCAGAACCCCUCAGUGUAAAUGACCUUGAGAAAUAAUGAGAUUUGGUUCAAUAUAAAAACAGGCUUUAAUGCUGAAAAUGAUCAAAUGUUAGAAGUCAUACAUGUCAUAGAAACGGAUCAGAACCAGAAUUACAUUCACUGUCCAGCGCCGGCCCACUGGGCUCCUUCUGGACGGAACCAGAUGAGGCCAAGAUUAGAGUUCAGCUUUUAUUCUCCUCUGCAGCCCGGUCCCUCCCUAAAGGCCACUUAACCAGGUUCAGUCUGUCUACUGCUGGCAGACACACAUAAACAUGGUUAUGUAAGCUGCAGCGUGUAAGCAGAUUAAAACAGACAGAACCGACAACAGUUCAUAAAGAACAUCUCAACUGG